This is a messenger RNA of Fusarium coffeatum, 1386 nucleotides long. RefSeq lists its product as uncharacterized. The record is from RefSeq and is a predicted model, not a curated record. The coding region runs from base 1 to 1386 and encodes 461 amino acids. NCBI's taxonomy places the organism in Eukaryota, Fungi, Ascomycota, Sordariomycetes, Hypocreales, Nectriaceae. Gene Ontology annotation, molecular function: acid phosphatase activity. Gene Ontology annotation, cellular component: fungal-type cell wall. The transcript has a single exon.
AUGCCUUCUCCUCUGCGCGCCAUUGCGGCCGCAGCUUUACCCUCAAUCGCUCUCUCGUCCGUCAUUCAACAGCCCAUCAACACCUUCGACCACACCCAAGGCUACCAAUUCGAUCCCCUUCUGCAUCUCCCCGGUAUCUCUCCCUACUUCGACGCGGUAGGCUUUGGCCUCUCGCACGCCGCCCCAGAAGGCUGCACCGUCACGGCAGCAUCGUACCUCAUCCGCCAUGCCGCAAUCUACGCCAACGACGCAGAAUACGAAGAUUAUAUCCAACCCUUCCUCUACAAGCUCGAGAAGCAUCGCGGUGACUUCUCUGGACCGUUAGAGUUCUUGAAUAAGUGGUACUCUCCAAUUGAAGAGGACAAGCUCGAAGAUGUAACCCCAUCUGGAAAGGUGGAUGCCAAGAAAGUCGGCAAGCAUCUCGUGAAGCGAUACAAACACCUUGCUUCUUCUGUAAAACGCGUUAUCGCGGAUACAAAGUCGCGCACGUACGAUACUGCAAAGGCGUUUCUGCAAGCUUUCCCAGAAGAUGGAAAUAUUGAGAUUACGAGGUUCAAUAAGAAGGAGUUGAACAACGGUACAAGGGCUCUUCUUCCCCAUAAGGCCUGUUCCAAGUUUUCCAAAUCGCCUGGCACAGAUCAACAGAAUGAGUUUGUCAAGAACUAUGCUUCUGCUGUCUCAAAGCGCCUGCGCCCUUAUACGCCCGAGGAUUAUGAGCUUGCGCCCAAGGAUGUUUUUGCUCUUCAGUCUAUUUGCGGUUAUGAGUCUGCCAUUCGAGGAAAGAAGUCGCCAAUCUGUGGAUUAUUCUCUGAUGCGGAGUGGCUAUCCUAUGAGUACGCUUGGGAUAUGAAGUACGCGCAUAUGGUUGGUCCUUUCAACCCACUGUCCAAUUAUCUCGGCUUUCCAUGGUUGCACUCCCAAUCCAAGCUGUUCGACAACAUCGAUGAAAAGUCUGAUCUCAAGGACGAACAGUCGUCCGGCUGGCCCAAGGAGCAACGUCUGUUUUUCUACUUCACCCACCGCGAAGUCCCACCCUUCGUCGCCACAGCACUGGGCAUCUUCAACUCCUCAUCGCACGAAGGCUACGACGAGUUCCCUACUACACACGUCAAUCACGUUCGCGCCUGGAAGAUGUCUGAUUUGAUUCCCUUCUUGGGUCAUGUCGGUAUGGAGAAGAUGACUUGCGAACGACCUGACACUAAGGGUAAGGGCGAGGAGUUUAUCAGGUUCAUUGCCAAUACUGCGCCUCGCCCUCUACCGCUUUGCCAGAGUGGACCAGGUGCCAGUUGUCCGUUCAAGGAGUUCAAGAAGAUUGUCAGCGCGGGUAUGGAUAAGUACGGCGAUUUUGACGGGGUUUGUGAGAAUGAGAAGAAUGAUGAGUUGUAA